AUGAUUAGGCAACCGGGGAUUGAACCUCACCUACACUACAACUACGAACGUGGAAAGGGCAUGGUGCAGCCAGCCAGCUGCAUGCCUGGCCUCGAGGAGUGGAUUCAUUACGGUCAAUACCAAGAGCUCUUGAAGAAAAAGAAGAAGGAAGUGUUUGACCCCAAAGAGAGGCCGUCUGAUUCUAGGUGCAUACCAAGGAAAAGGAGUUGA
Messenger RNA from Ilex paraguariensis (yerba mate), 210 nucleotides. The record is from the annotation of a GenBank genome assembly. NCBI's taxonomy places the organism in Eukaryota, Viridiplantae, Streptophyta, Magnoliopsida, Aquifoliales, Aquifoliaceae.